Molecule: messenger RNA, 7486 nt
Organism: Pocillopora meandrina
Lineage: Eukaryota; Metazoa; Cnidaria; Anthozoa; Scleractinia; Pocilloporidae
Source: the annotation of a GenBank genome assembly
AUGUCUUCAGAUACUCCUCCUCCAACUGAGAAGCCAGAUGAUGAUGGCAGUGGAGCUACUGGAGGGAAAGAAGAAGACAAGCAGGAAGAUGAGAGUGAUUUGAGUGAGUAUUUUACAUUUAGGUAACUAAUAUAUAAAACUGUUGCACAACUGAUGCAAUUAGCACCUUCACACAAGCACUCAGUAAUGUACACAUUUACUGUAAUUAGCAUAUCAGCAAUCACACAUACCACCUACAUAAAUCUGUAAACAUUAUGUAUUUGACUGAUUCAACAUAGGACACAAAGCUAAAUGUUUAACAAAGUCACUUGUAAAAUUUUUUGUUGAAUACUGAUCAUUAUGUGAUAACCUAGGAGUUUAAUGUACACCAACAUCAUGCCCAUUUUGGCAGGAACUAUGUUGGGAAAAAAAUUAGGCAAAAUAGGCCUACCAUAAGGUAACCAAUCAAAACAGACAAAGGAUUUGCUUCAUUAUGCCCCUCACUGAACUAGACAUGUGUUGAAAACAGAAAAAAAUUUACCAUAAUGAUCGGAUGUUACACACCCCAUUUCCUUAUCUCUCCCCCUCAAUACUGUGCCACAUUCAGUAAAGAAUGUUUGUCUUGUAUCACCUUAUGGUCAACCAUGUCCCUUAGCUGUACUUGGCUGCAUGUACUAUCAGACUGUCUGUGGCCAAUCAGACUAGCAGCCAUGGAUAAAAAGAUAACUGUAGUUAUACCUUUGGGUUUGGAAACUUUCAGUUUGAUAGAUAGGUGCCUUGUGAUCAAAACUGAAACUGGUGGAACAUUCCAUUGAGCCGAGAUGAGACCAACUCUAACAUCUGUACCAAUAGUCAGUUCAAUCUGAUUAUGCUAUAAUUUUUUCUGGUUUCAAAAAUAAACUUUCUACCAGCUCCCAUGAUCAGCAAUUGUCACUUAACAUAAAGAAAUGAUUCAAGUAUUGCUGUUUGCUUGCUAAUAAAAUCCUUAGAUUUUCUUCAACGGUUACUGGCCCAGUUAAAACCACCAACUGCCAGUGAGGGAGUGGAAAAAGAAAAACCAGAACAAUUAUUAGAGGAAGUCACGUUUGAAGGAGUUGCAAAUUAUAUCAAGAAAGGGAAAUGUAAGUACAAAAAAACUUGCAUUCGAAUAUAUUGUAGACCAAGUAGAUCACAGUACUUUCAAGCUUACAUUUUGCUUUUAAAUCAACACCCCUGGCAUGGUUUUUGGUCUGCCAAGUUCUUUGUCAGUUCUCCUAUUUUUUUUUCAUAAAAUCUGUAAAUUGCUAUGGGCAUGGUCAGUUAUUCUGAAGUUACUUGAAAAGAAAUAACUGGAGAACCUUCUGACAAGGAUUAUUUUUUGCUAUAUGCAUGAUUUGACUUCUAAAACUUUGAUUUGAUAGUCUCUCAUCUCUCAGCUGUUACUAAACAGAUUAUGGCACAGUAUUUUUAAGUACCACAGAUUUUGCCCUGGGAUGUAUGAUAUUACCUUAACCAUUUAAUCCCUGAGUGAUUAGCAUCUAAUUUCUCCUUUCAAUGUCGCCUCUGAAUCAAACACUAAGGUUAUGAGAAUAAAGGAAAUGAUAAUCAACUGAAGAAACUCUUGAUUGUUAAACAAAUUCUCCAUGCCAGCACAUUAGGAAAUUUAUAGAGAACAGUAUGGAGAAUGUGCAUACUGAUGUUAGGUUGUAAAAGGUUAAACAGGAAUACUUUUCUUUUGCAGGUAAAAAUAUAAUUGUAAUGACUGGUGCAGGCAUCUCAACUGCUGCCGGGAUUCCAGACUUUAGAUCUCCUGGUACUGGUCUCUAUGACAACCUGCAAAAAUAUGACCUACCCCACCCCCAGGCAGUAUUUGAAAUAAACUUCUUCCGGGUAAGUUAUGCAAGUCUGGAUAAAGGCACACAGGUGUCCAUUAAAAAUGUAAAAAUUUGAUGAUAUUCUUUAGCUACUGAUUUUUCAGACUGACAAUUACUGAGCAAGAAAGAGUGUUAGCCCCCUUGCUAUGUGCUGACCAUGAUAUAGCCAUUAACCCUUUCACUCCCAAGAUCCAAUCAGUAAUUCUCCCUUCUGACUUUACAUUCCUUGGGAGCUAGAUUGGAGAAUUUGGUCUUACAUCAAGAUAUCACCUUCCAGAUGAUCAACCUCUCAGUUCCUAUAACAUGUCAGCCAGAUAUUGUACUUGAAUUGCAAGGAGAAAUGACAUGUUUAUCACCCGUAGGUGUUUAAGGAUUUGCAGUUAUUGUGCAGUAACAGUUAUGUAUCAUUUUCAAGUGCAUGGUUCCAUUCAAUCAACAGUCAAAUCCAGAGCCAUUCUUUAUGCUGGCUAAAGAGCUGUACCCUGGAUCAUUUAAAGUAAGCAGAUGACAUCAGUACAGUUUCAAAAUGUAUUUUACUCAGUUACUAUUGAAUAAGUCUACGGCUAUUUUUUUUUGGUUUAUUGCUAAUAUUUAAAUCACAUGAUUAGCAGAGUAAGAGAAAAAUGUCAAUAGUGGUGAUGAUCGAAAACCAAAUGUUUAAAUUUAAAUAUAUUCUUGAUUAUUUCUUCUUAGCCAACAAUUUCACACUAUUUUAUCAAGUUAUUAAGUGACAAGGAGUUGCUGCUACGUAAUUACACUCAAGUAAGAAUUGCAUUUGUCAUUCUGUAUAUUAACAUUUAAUGACCAUGCAGACCAACAUGUCUACAGUAGGUCAAACUCAUGCUGGUAUUUACUGUGUACUUGGACGAGACAAUUCCCAGAUGUUACAACUAAAUAUUCUCACUGUUCCUGUCUUCACUAAGCUGCAGUGAAAGGGUUGACAGGAAUAUUGUUCAAAUUAGUUGGAGGUCCACUUUACCUACCGGUAGUUUGAAAAACUUCUCGUCCAGUAGAAGUGGCAAAACUUUCAGUCACAGGCAUACAUCUUACUACUUGUUUAACAGCAAGAAGCUUUCAGUUUAUGUCAGCAUUAUUGAAAUAUUCUCAGUUAAUGCAAAACAAUGGAAAAGAUGCUUUAACAAAAAUUAAGGAUUCUAAGAUAAACUUAGCUUGCAAUAUCUGUGACACAUUGCUACUCUGAUUUAGUAUGAGGUGCCACAUUGUGAAUGAGGUGACACUUCAAAAGAAAAUCUUGCAUUAAUUUUCGUAGAGAAAUGUUUUCUCCUGAUUAAUUUCCUUAACAGAAUAUUGAUACUCUAGAACGAGUGGCAGGCAUCCCACAAGAGAAACUUGUCGAAGCACAUGGAUCUUUUCACACAGCGCACUGUUUGGAUUGUGUAAAAGAAUAUUCUCAUGAAUGGGUCAGAGGUACAUGGGUCUGAUCAUGCAAUAAAAUUAUUUAUUGAUAAUUUGGUUAUAAAAAGACAUCAAUUUAUAUUUAACCACUGGCUCUACAUGUUUCUCCUACUUUAAAGCUGAACUAAAAAGCCAUAAAAAAGCAAACUGUAAAAUGAGAUCUGUAAAGACCAAGUAAGAGACAUAAUCAUUUUUAACACUUUCUUAAACAUGUGUUCUUCUCUCUCUCUCUUUUUUGACUUCUACGUGUGAAAUCUACUUCUAUAUGUGAAAUAUAUUACACACGCCUUGUUUGUUUUGCAUCUUAAAAAUUCCUCUGUAUUUACUGGAUCUGAAAAAGUACAUGGAAGGAUGCAUAUCACAAAUUUUUAAACAGAAUAUUUAUUCAGUUGAAUAUUGUUACUUUUACUUACAACAACUCGAGUAGGGUCUCUUUCAGUUAAUUCCUCUCAGACUUAGAAAAGGCUGACUACUUUUUUAGGCAUGGUGUCCCUUCACAGCUUAAUACCUCCUUUUAUGUGUGUGUGUGUUUUUUUUUUCAGAUGAAGUAUUUGCAGACAAAAUACCUACUUGCCCUGAUUGCAAAGGAGUUGUAAAACCAGGUUUGAAGAAAAUAGAGCUGUUUAUAAUAAAUUAAUCUUAAAGGUAGAUUUCUUCAGCUGUGAUAUAUGCUUGCUGCAACAAAGAAAAGUCCAUUUUUUUUCUUUCUUUUUUUUUUUUAAGUAUUAGUAAUGUUAGCAUAUUUUUUUUUCAGUGAAACAUUAGUCACAUGAUCUUCUCACAAAGUACAUAAGAAGGCUAAGUAUUUGGGAAAUGAUCAUUUGAACAAACCCACCUUGCCAAAUCAAAAAUUAAAUCAUGUGGUGACUGGCAGAGAGGUUUGCUAAUGCCAACCAAAGCAGGGGUCAUUUUAGAAAGUAUCAGUAACAGUACACAUUUGGGUUGUUUUCCAUUAAGCCUUGCCCAUUUUAAUUUACUCUGCUGCCUCUGUGUUAAACAUAAUGAAAGUCCAAUGUAAUGAAAGAUCAAUAAAAGAGAUAGGUUGUUUGUUAGAAACAUAUUGACAGUAAAUAGAGUAAAAAUGAUGGUGAGUUUUUGAAAUAAUUUGGAAUUAGAGGUUGUUGUGGUCAGGACAUUACAAUAAUUCUGCUUCUCUUUCUGUUUAAGACAUAGUGUUUUUUGGUGAAUCCUUACCACCUGUGUUUCACAGAUGUGUUCCUCAGGUAAUUAAUAACAAGUUUUUCAAUGUUUGUAGUUAUCUACAUGUGUACAUGAUAAUUUAGUGUUAUCAAUUGAGUUGAUCAUGUAAAUUGGCCACCGUAAAGAGUUAAAAAGCUGAGUUUUCUAAUGUAGCCCUUUGUCAUUCACUCUGAUGAAGGGCUAAUGCUCGAAACGUCAGCUUUGUAACUCUUUAUUGUGGCCAAUUUACGUGAUCAACUCAAUUGAUAAUACUAAUAUAUAUCAUGUUAUACUCUCCCAGCGACUCAGCACCACAGUUUCUUUACAAACUUACCCCUUUACUGUGUGUAUAACAUGAGAUAGGAGAAUUAACUUGUAUGAAAAACAAAAUCUCAGUGAUCACUGAUUUGAAAUACUUUUUGCAAUUCUUAGGAGGCUUUUUGGGUCAGCUGCAUAUUAAUGUAUUGUUUUUUAUGACAGACAGGAUAAAUUUUGUCUGAAAUAAAUGAAUUUAUACAAAUUUUUCACUGAAUGAAUUAAGACUAUUUCGAAAUCAUUUAAGUUUUGGCAGUCGACUAAUUAAUUUAAGAUAUGACAAGAACAGUGGGAAGUAUAAAAGGCUUAAAUUGAAGCCAGAAUGUUGCCUUGAUUUUGCAAGACACAUGUAUGAACACUCUUGUUAUAUUCACAAGACAUUUUUUUUUCAAAACACUCGUAAACAUUCUAAAGCCUUUUUUGCCAGGAUAUGCCAAAAUGUGACCUGUUAAUAGUGAUGGGGACUUCACUGGUUGUGCAGCCAUUUUGUUCCCUAGUAGACAGGUAAGAAUCAGUUAGAAGUGUCUGGGGUUAAAGUAAUGCAAGAGCAUGAAUUGUGGGUAAACUUUAAUUAUUAAUUAAGUAGUGUAUUAGGUAACGUAUUCGAUGUGUUCUUGUAAACCUGUAAACUUUGUAAGGUAAUACUUCUUCUCAGCAUCACGCCCCCCUUCCCCCCCCCCGUAAAAAAAAAAAAAAAAAUGAAAAUAUAUAUGGCAUUUAUCAUAGCCAAGAAAAGAAGGGGAGAGGUGCGGAGCGGAUAAAAAAAGCAACCCAUUGAGUUAUUUAUUAAGGUUAGCAUUGCAAGUAAUUGUACGGAAUGAUCGUGAAGGGACACUGUCAGAUAAUACUCUGUAACCUCAAAAUUUUUUUGUGUUCUGCAGAGUUCCUGCAACAACUCCGAGAUUGUUAAUAAAUAAAGAGAAAUGUGGAAACCAGGUGUGAGCUAUUUAGAUCCUUUUUUAGCGCAAACUAACCCUCACACGUUCAGUUUAAAAGCUCACUGUACCUUUGCUAUUCCAGCCUGACUUCUUCAGCCUGUUAAUGGGCGGGCCAGCCAGUGGUUUCCAGUUUGAUAGUGACGACAAUUAUCGGUAAGAGCAAGAAGGAUAUUUCUUGUUUCACAAUCAACAAGACGUUUAGGAAAAUAUUGCUUAUCCAGGCGCAUUCGGUGAAAUUUUCUGGCGGCCGUAUUUUCCCACCAGUUAACCUGCCACAAGAGAAUAUCAUAUUCUCUUGCCUGCUAUGACAACAUUUUCCACGCCAAAGACCCCUUACAGCCUUUUUUGCGUUUGAUGCACAAAUAAGGAGUCGCUCUCUUUUGAUAGACAGAAUUGAAUAAUAUGGAAUAUACCAUUCGCGUGAUUACUGCAAUUUUCCUUUCAGGGAUGUCAUGUGGCAAGGUACCACAGAUGAUGGUUGUGUUGCUUUGGCUGAGUUACUGGGAUGGAAGGUAACUGCACUUCUGACAAUGAUCAGGCACGCAAUUUUACUAGGCAUGUUGGUGUUGCUACGAAGUGACCUGUUUCUCUUUUUUGAAAUUUAAAACGAGUGUUUCCGUUCCAAACCGCUCUUGGCUUCGCAGCUCAACUCUUUCAGGCACACACAGGAACGCCUGCUACGCAAGUCACCCCAACAACUUAACUGAUUCAUUGGUAUCAGAACCUUGCAAUUGACAAAUGUAUAGGGCAACAACCCGCCAAAAAUUGUAUUUCUUUGUUCAUUGGCAUGUGAAGCGAUUUUCAACUUCAUGUAACAUUUGAAGAUUCGUUGAAGAUAUAUUUUCUUGAUUCCUUUCAGGAUGAGCUAUUAAAUUAUGUCAAGGCAGAACAUAAAAGGAUCGAUGAAGCUAAUGCUGAAGCAAAGAAGCCGAGCGCUUCCGAGAAAAAAGGUUCGUAACUUUUGAUACUCGCGAAUUUUGACGUGCACUUUGAAAGCAGAAAAAUUAGUCGCGAAAGAAGGUUUCGCCAGUUGAACUUCUUGGGAACCAUGUUCUUCUUUCAACGUAGCUCUAAGAGAAGAGUUCAAUGAGAAUGAAUGUUCUCAGAUAUGAUUUAUUUUAAACGUUAUUUGUGACAUAUUGUGUAGUUCCUUCAAUGACGGGAAACAAAGAAUCCACUAAUAUUUGCCUCGCUUUCAAUAUGUGAAUUGUAAACUCAACUACCAGCAGAGCCGAUAUAUGAAGGUACGGCUCCAAGCCCUGUUUAAAAGUUAUUUUUCUUUUCCUUUUGAGGCCUUUUCUCAGUAAUUCCUUUGAUGGCAGUCAUCCUUUGAAUAUCAAAUCCUUUUUUUAGCAUACAUCAUGAAUACGAUAAAUUCCAUGUAUUUUUUUUGUGUAAAGUAAUUCUAGUUUCCGACAUCGAUCCACCCGUUAAAUUUCGAAACAUUUCUCCUGAUUUACCAAGAUGACCUGUUUCACUUGUCCGUUCUUCCUAGGUGGGAAUAAAGAAGUUGGCAAUCCGUCAAACGAAGGCAGUGAAGCAGAGAAACAGAACAAAGAAGCCAGCAACCUUUAAAAUAAUAAUGAAGUCCCAAAGCUGUAAAAAUUUCUGAAAAAUUUUUUGUUUCAAUAAUUUUAAUUGAACGGUUUAUUUAGGCAAUGAAUUCUUUCUAUUUCAAUGUAUUAUAAAUGGCUGGUAACCAGUGUCUGGGAAUUUUUUUAACUUAAUAUUUCUCGAUCACAGAAUUUGAAUUCAAUUGAAUAUGUGUAUUACUUCAGUAAAGACAAAUAAACUCAUGUAAGAGGC